UACUUUGCCAACACAAAAAAGUUAGAUAAUUUUUUUAUAGCUCCAUCUAUAAUUUAUUGUAAAGCAACAUUUUUCUUCUUCUUGUUAUCUCUUUAUCAGUCCCAUGGUUCUGUAUUUAAACCUAAUGUUCAAAUAGUUUUAGCUUCAUAACAUUCUUGUUCUCAUUCAACGGUUAGAAAAAAGAAAAAAAAAAAUGGCUCGUCCUGUUUUUAUAUCACUAGAUGAAGUUAAAAGUGUUUUGACUUGGUCAUUAGUCAAUGAAUCAAUUGAAGAAGCUUUUAAAUCAGUUGUUGUGGGUAAAGAUAAAUUAACGAAAUAUCAAAAUCAUCCCUACGCCUAUCAAAAUGCUAGAACUGUAACAAAAACACAAAAUGAAAAAGUAUGGCUGUAUACUAUGCCAGGAUAUAUUGGCAAUCAUAAAGUGACUCUAGAAGAUGUUAAACGUAAAGCAUUCGAAACUGUUGCAUGUAAAUUACUCACGUGGUCAGGGAUCAAUAAUCAACUCAAUCCAGCAAUUCCAAACAUUCUUAGCAAUAUUUUACUUUUUGAUGAAAAAACUGGACAAUUGAAAUGUAUCAUGGAUGGAGAUCUUAUUACUGCCUGGAGAACAGCGUCAGCAUCUGUUGUAGCCACAAAAUAUCUUUAUUUUGGAAGAAGAAGUGUAAACGCAUCGGAUGGAGUAAUUUUGGCAAUUAUCGGUUGUGGAGUUCAAGGCAAAAGUCAUGCUUUAGGAAUGUGUACAGAGUUUAAAGUCAAUGAAAUUCGUCUAUGGAAUCGAACCGCUAAAAAAGCUGUGGAUCUAUCUACUCAUCAGGAUAAUGCUAGGAAGACUUUUGUGAAUCCAAAUCUCAAAGUAACAGUUUGCCAUACAGUAGGAGAAUGUGUUGCCAAUGCUGAUAUUAUCGUCACUUGUUCAGACAUGGAAAAACCACUUUUGCACUUAAAUAUGCUGAAAGAUGAUGUACACAUCAAUGCCGUUGGAGUAAGUGUCAAUCAUUACAGUGAACUUGGUCAAGACAUUUACGAUGUUGCUCCUGUAUACAUUGACUCUUGGGCUGGAGCUAAAACAGAACUUGCUGGUUUGAAAACUAAUCUUGUGUGCGAGGUUGGUGAGGUUAUCUUUGAUGGUGGCAUGUGCCCAAAGCAAGGAAUUUCAGUAUUUCAGUCAUUGGGAAUGGCUGUAGAAGACGCUGCAGUAGCUCAAGCUGUUUAUCAGAAACUUAAGAGAAAUAAUCAAAUAACAAGUAAAAUUUAAGUUUAAGUUUUGAUGGCUUUUAUUAUAAGAAUUAAAAAAACUUUCGUGUGUCAAUAAUAAAAAAAAGUAUAUUACAAUAAGAA
Episyrphus balteatus (marmalade hoverfly) is the source of this 1338-nucleotide messenger RNA. Its product is annotated as ketimine reductase mu-crystallin-like. The transcript has 3 exons. Gene Ontology annotation, molecular function: hormone binding. Bases 194 to 1255 code for a protein of 353 amino acids. NCBI's taxonomy places the organism in Eukaryota, Metazoa, Arthropoda, Insecta, Diptera, Syrphidae. The record is from RefSeq and is a predicted model, not a curated record. Gene Ontology annotation, cellular component: cytoplasm.